AUGAGUGAUUCGAUCCUCGCUGCGCUGUCAUCCCUGUCGAUCCAGGCAGAGGAGCCUCGCGCUGCUACUCAUACGCCUGCUGACUCGCCGGCCGCAUGGGAGGGUGCGCUCGCUGCCCUGCCGGCGUCCUCGAAGCCCGCCAGCUACCGCAUGCUAAAGACGCUCGUGUUCAAGCCCAAGACGGCCAAGUCUGAGACGCCUGUGCCCGUCAUGGUCGUCACCGAUGACAGCACACAGUCUAACACUGCGGCUAUUGGCGCGCACCUGAAGCUGAAGGAGCUGCGCUUGGCUGUGCCUGAGCUCCUGCACGCGACACUUGGGGCCACCAAGGACGAUGUGUCGCCCUUUUCCGUGACGGCGGACAAUGCCAGCAAACUGCGUGUGUUGGUCGAUCAGGACAUGAUCGAUUCGAAUGCCACGUAUGCGGUGCAUGCUCGCUCAGCGAGCGAGACCGUCUUUGUGACGGGCGCGGCCCUCGUGGCCUAUCUUUCAGAGACCCAUGUGCCGCUGGACACGAUCCCCUUCACCUCGCUGCAAGCGCCCGCGCCGGCGGCGUCGGCGGCCAAGCCUGCGCCCAAGGCGAAGGCCGAUGCGAAGAUUGCGGACGCCGAACUCAUCGGCAUUACGGUGCGCAAGGACCUGGAUUUCCCCGAGUGGUACCAGCAGGUGCUGCGCAAGGGCGACAUGCUGGACUACUACGAUGUGAGUGGCUGCUACAUCAUCAAGCCUUGGAGCUACUUCGUGUGGGAGAGCAUCCAGCGCUUCUUCGACGGCGAGAUCAAGAAAAUCGGCGUCGAGAACUGCUACUUCCCCAUGUUUGUUUCGUCAGAUGUGCUGGAGCGUGAGAAGGACCACAUUGAGGGCUUUGCCCCUGAGGUAGCGUGGGUCACAAAGGCAGGCAAGUCGGACCUGGAGAAACCGGUCGCCAUCCGCCCUACGUCCGAGACGGUCAUGUAUCCCUACUAUGCCAAGUGGAUCCAGAGCCACCGCGACCUGCCGCUGCGCCUGAACCAGUGGAACAGUGUGGUCCGCUGGGAGUUCAAGCACCCCCAGCCGUUCCUGCGCACGCGUGAGUUCCUGUGGCAGGAGGGCCACACGGCUCACUUGAACAAGGAGCAGGCAGACGAGGAGGUGCGUCACAUUCUCGACCUGUACCGGCGCGUCUACGAAGAGCUUCUUGCCCUGCCCGUGGUGCCCGGCAUCAAGAGUGAGAAGGAGAAGUUCGCCGGUGGCCUGUACACCACCACGGUGGAAGGCUAUGUGCCGACGACCGGCCGCGGUAUCCAGGGCGGUACCUCCCACGGUCUCGGCCAGAACUUUAGCCGCAUGUUCGAUAUCACGGUGCAGGACCCCAAGGCGACCGAUGAGACGCGGGGCAAGCCGGAAGGCCGUCUGCACGUGUGGCAGAACUCGUGGGGUCUCUCGACGCGUACGAUCGGUGUGAUGGUCAUGGUGCACGGUGACAACAAGGGUCUCGUUAUGCCUCCGCGAGUGUCGCAGAUCCAGGUGGUGCUCGUGCCCUGCGGGCUGGGUGUGAAGGUGCCGCAGGACGUGAAGGACCGCGUGAACAGCACGUGCGGCGAGAUUGCCGAGCAGCUGACCGCCCGCGGCCUGCGUGUGCAUGCGGAUCUGCGUGACAACUACAACCCUGGCUUCAAGUUCAACGACUGGGAGCUGCGCGGCGUGCCGCUGCGCCUCGAGGUCGGCCCGAAGGACCUGGAGAGCCAGUCGGCCAUGGCCGUGCGCCGCGACACGGGUGUGAAGACGCAGCUCUCGCUCCAGACACUCGAAAGCACCGUGCCGGAACUGCUGGAGACGAUCCAUCGCGACAUGUUUACGAAGGCCGAGGCCGAAUUCCGUGCUCACCGCAAGAUCGUCACGUCGUGGGACGACUUCACGCCGACGCUGAACGAGAAGAACCACGUGAUCAUUCCGUGGUGCGAGGAGGAGGCGUGCGAGGACCAGAUCAAGGACCGCAGCGCGCGCAUUGCGCUCGCGGGCGAGGCGCAAGACGAGCGUGCGCCGUCGAUGGGGGCCAAGUCGCUGUGCAUUCCAUUCGACCAGUCGCCCUACCCGUCGGUCGAGGGCCGCCUGUGCCCGCAGUGUGGCAAGCCCGCGAAGCGCUGGACCAUGUUUGGCCGCAGCUACUAA
Malassezia sympodialis ATCC 42132 is the source of this 2151-nucleotide messenger RNA. RefSeq names its product proline--tRNA ligase. Gene Ontology annotation, cellular component: cytoplasm; aminoacyl-tRNA synthetase multienzyme complex. Gene Ontology annotation, biological process: prolyl-tRNA aminoacylation. Lineage: Eukaryota; Fungi; Basidiomycota; Malasseziomycetes; Malasseziales; Malasseziaceae. Gene Ontology annotation, molecular function: ATP binding; aminoacyl-tRNA deacylase activity; proline-tRNA ligase activity. The record is from RefSeq and is a predicted model, not a curated record.